AUGUCUUAUGACCGCCUCGACUCACUGGAGGCCCAGCCUACCACUAUGCGCAGGGAUGAAGACCCGCAUUACCGCGACGAUCCGGACUUUGACCGUCUGGCCGUACAGCUUUCAGACCAGUUGUUUGAAUUGACUGCGAACAUCACCCGUCUAUCCAACCAAAUUGGCCUUCUUGGCACCAAGCGAGAUACCGAGCGUGUGCGCGAGCGAGUCCAUAAUUACCUUGAAGAGACUCGGACAGGGUUUCGGGAUGUAGGCGAAGGAAUCAAGCAACUCCAGACCUGGGAGGACGUCAACCCCUCUCAGAAAUGGACUCAGCAGAAAAUCUCGAACGAGUUCAGAAACACCUUGGACGAGUUCCAAACAAUUCAGCGCCGCGCGCUUGAGAAGCAACGUGCCUCGGCAGUCGCCGCACGUACAGCAAUUGAAGACGGCGAACAACCAACUUCAGACAAUGAUCUCCUACUGCAAGAGCAACAGCUAGAAGAGCAGCAUCGCAUGGCCAACCAAGGCGAAGUAGACUUCCAAGAGUCGUUGAUUAUUGAGCGCGAGACGGAGAUCCGAAACAUCGAGCAAAGCGUCGGGGAGUUGAACGAGCUCUUCCGAGAUGUUGCGCACAUCGUUACAGAACAGGGAGGGCAGUUGGAUAUCAUUAGUGAGAACGUUGAGAACGUCACUCAGGACACACGGGGUGCAAAUGUCGAGCUCCGCAGCGCCAGCCGAUAUCAGAAGAACGCAAGAAACAGAGCAUGCUGCCUCUUCGUGAUUCUCGCCGUGAUUCUCGCUAUUAUCGUGCUUGCAAUCGUGCUUGGAUAG
Messenger RNA from Penicillium brevicompactum, 816 nucleotides. Its product is annotated as SNAP receptor PEP12. Gene Ontology annotation, cellular component: endomembrane system; SNARE complex; membrane. The record is from RefSeq and is a predicted model, not a curated record. Gene Ontology annotation, biological process: Golgi to vacuole transport; intracellular protein transport; vesicle fusion. NCBI's taxonomy places the organism in Eukaryota, Fungi, Ascomycota, Eurotiomycetes, Eurotiales, Aspergillaceae. Gene Ontology annotation, molecular function: SNARE binding; SNAP receptor activity. Bases 1 to 816 code for a protein of 271 amino acids. The transcript is spliced from 2 exons.